Messenger RNA from Halichondria panicea, 2215 nucleotides. Its product is annotated as E3 ubiquitin-protein ligase TRIM71-like. Gene Ontology annotation, molecular function: protein binding; ubiquitin protein ligase activity; zinc ion binding. Bases 26 to 2131 code for a protein of 701 amino acids. NCBI's taxonomy places the organism in Eukaryota, Metazoa, Porifera, Demospongiae, Suberitida, Halichondriidae. The transcript has a single exon. The record is from RefSeq and is a predicted model, not a curated record. Gene Ontology annotation, biological process: protein monoubiquitination.
GGGAACUAGAUCUAGAUCUAAAAACAUGGCAGAAAACCCGUGCCCAGCAUUGAAGAAGAUUUCUGAACAAUUGACCUGUCCUGUGUGCUUGGAAGCAUACAAGAAACCCAAAGUACUUGACUGCCAUCAUGUAUUCUGCUGCAAAUGCUUGGAAGGACUUACCAGAAGGGAUGAUUCUGUUGCUUUGAUUUGCCCGACAUGCAGACACGAGACACUAGUUCCAGAACGAUCCAUUGAUGGUUUAAAAUCUGCGUUUCACAUCCAGUCACUGUUUGAUAUUCAAGAGACUCUUCUUGAACAACGAAAACCUUCUACACCAACUAAUUCUCAAUCUUCAACGGGAGAGUAUUGUUCGAAUCAUCCCCAUCGUGUACUGGAGAUGUUUUGUGAUAUGUGUAUGAGGCCAAUUUGUUGUGCUUGUAUAGUCGAUGACCACAAAUCUCAUUCGUUCAGUUUGAUCGCGGAUACCGUUCGAGAGCAAAAACACACGCUGUCUCUUCAAAGUAAAAUGUUAGAGCAACAGCUUCAAGUUAGUCAACGCCUAUUGGAAAAUAUCAGCCUCAAUGUUGAACAAGUGAAACAAAAUCGCACUGCUGUAGAAGAAAAGAUUCAGCGCAAUUUUGAAUUGUUCCACAAAAUUCUUGAUGUGCGACAGCGAGAACUAAACGACAAUCUGUCUAACUUGACCCAGCAUAAACUAGAAGCAUUGGCAGUGAAAACGUCCACUUUGGAAACGGUUGAAGCUAAAGCUAAGGGUAUGCUAGGAUCUGCUAAAGUUAUUCUUGAUUCUGAAAAUGUUACUGACAUCCUUACAGCAAAGAAACGAUUGGCGGAUGUGUUACAACAAACAAGUACGGAGACCAUAGUGCUCUCAAGUGAUCCCGAACUGCUAGUGAAAGCCGAUUUGGGCUUCUUUUAUGGACUAAGUAAUUUCGAAUCCUUGUCUACAGUGGGCGAGUUAUACACGCAAGUGCCUUGUGCACGAAACUCUGUCUUGCAAGUUGUUGAUGAAACCACUUGUGUACAGCUUGGGAAUACCCUGUCAUUGCUACUACACAUCAAAGAUCAACACGGAGCAUGUGUGAAGAGCGAUUUCAAAGAUAUGAAAUGUGAAAUGCUACCUUUUGGAUUGGUAAAUUGCUUUCCUUUUGUUUCAAUGAAUCUUUCAAAGUGCUCUGAUGGAUGUUAUAAAGUUUCCAAUACACCAACUGUAAGAGGGCGUCAUCGAUUGGAGAUUACUAUGAAUGAUGAGCAUGUGGUGGGAAGUCCUUGUCAGAUUACGGUUUGCCCACCUCCUACUGUUUAUAGUGUCCCUUUGCGUUGUGUGAAGAACUUGAACGCACCAUGGGGGGUUGCGAUUAGCUCAAUGGAUCGUGUUAUAAUAACAGAGAACAAAAGCCACAGCCUGCUUGUUUUUGGUCAAGAAGCUGAUAAAAUUGUGCGUUCGGUUGGAAAAAGCAUUUUGAGUGAUAUAUUUCAACAACAGCCUUCAGAUGUUUUUAUUGAUGGUGACGAUCAGUUGUAUAUAAGUGAGCAGCAUACGUUUGCAAUCAAGAAGUGUGAUAUGGAUGGCAAUGUGCUCAAGUCAGUAGGCUCUCCUGGUGACACUUCACUGAGAUUUAUGUCUCCUAUGGGCAUGUGCAUAAACCCACAAAAUGGCAGGUUGUAUGUAGCUGACAUGCAAAACCACCGAAUCCAAGUACUCAACUCAGACUUGACGUUUCACAGCUUCAUCGUUAGCUCUACUGAUGGCAAGCACACUGUUCGACUACCGAGUGAUAUUGCGUUUGAUCAAAGUGGAACUAUGUAUGUGACAGACAAUGAAAGCCAUUGUGUGAAUGUUUACUCUUUUAAUUGUGAGUAUCUUAGGGCUAUCGGAAAGAAGGGAAAAAAGGAAGGGCAACUUGGUCUUCCAUUUGGCAUUUGUCUCGAUGAGAAGGGUCAUAUUUUUGUGACAGAAGUGUUUAAUGAUCGAGUAUCUAUUUUCAAAACGUGUGGUGACUUUGUGAGAUGUUUUGGAUCGCAUGGGACCAACCCAGGACAGUUUAACAGACCGCACAAGGUUACUAUUGACAAAGCUGGAUAUCUGUACGUAACUGAUACUGGGAACAAUCGUUUGCAAGUCUUUUAGUUUUUGCAUUUUUGUUGUUGUGAUUUGAAUGCACAUUAAUAGUUUCUAUUGAACAUUACAGGAUAUGUGUGUCAAAUUUUUUUG